Molecule: messenger RNA, 1061 nt
Organism: Frankliniella occidentalis (western flower thrips)
Lineage: Eukaryota; Metazoa; Arthropoda; Insecta; Thysanoptera; Thripidae
Product: protein krueppel-like
Exons: 1
Coding region: 290-595 (101 amino acids)
Biological process (GO): regulation of transcription by RNA polymerase II
Cellular component (GO): nucleus
Molecular function (GO): RNA polymerase II cis-regulatory region sequence-specific DNA binding; DNA-binding transcription factor activity, RNA polymerase II-specific
Source: RefSeq, a predicted model, not a curated record
GUGCCACAAAACCUUUACUCAAGCAAGCAGUCGUCGGGUACACCUGCGCACCCACACAGAGGAGAAGCCUUUUGAGUGCACUGUGUGCCACAAAAAGGUUGCAACAAGUUACUAUCUCCGGGUACAUCUGCGUACCCACACAGGGGAGAAGCCAUUUGAGUGCACUGUGUGCCACAAAAAGUUUGCAAGAAGUUCCGAUCUCCGGGUGCAUCUGCGUACCCACACAGGGGAGAAGCCAUUCGAGUGCACCGUGUGCCACAAAAAGUUUGCAGGAAGUUCCGAACUCCACAUGCAUCUGCGUUCUCACACAGGAGAGAAGCCAUUUGAGUGCACUGUGUGCCACAAAAAGUUUGCUCACAUUGGCAAUCUGCAGGUACACCUGCGCACCCACACAGGGGAGAAGCCGUUUGCGUGCACUGUGUGCCACAAAAUGUUUUCAACAAGUUACGAACUCCGGCUGCAUCUCCGUACCCACACAGGAGAGAAGCCCUUUAAGUGCACUGUGUGCCACAAAACGUUUUCUCAGUCUUGCAAUCAAAGGAGACAUCUGCGCACCCACACAGUCGAUAGAUUGGUGCAGAGAACCACGUGCUGAAAUCAUCUUUAAGGAGCAAUCGGCGGCGUCGUAUUGUUUCCUGAACAGAAGGUGAUCAUACUCUCUGAAGCGUGUGUCACGACGAUGUGUCCCUCUGUUGCAAUUGUGCGGCAACACCUGUAAACUUCUUUCCAUUUCAAAUGUUCGUAGUAUAAUUUCAUAAACUCAAUUAUAAUUGAGACAUGUUUUAAAUUAGAGUCCGUCUUCUUGUGUAGCCAAACGAUGAAAAGUAAUUUAAUAAUUUGUAGGAACUAUUAGUGGAAAUUGUAUUAACGCCCCUAAAAAGGCACACACGUGAGUUAUAUGUAAUAUGUAGGCCGACUUAUCACGUCGUAAUUGUGAUGCAAAUGUUACUCGUUUAGUUAACACGGGUGUUUUUGUUUCAAUGAACUGAUUUCGUUUAGGUCAAAUAAUAUUUUGUCAAAAUAAAAAUAAUUAUAUAAUUAGAUUAAAUGCAUAAAACGCA